Molecule: messenger RNA, 983 nt
Organism: Fomitopsis serialis
Lineage: Eukaryota; Fungi; Basidiomycota; Agaricomycetes; Polyporales; Fomitopsidaceae
Exons: 1
Coding region: 220-504 (94 amino acids)
Source: RefSeq, a predicted model, not a curated record
CUCCAAGCCGUUCUGCUGGCAAGCCAUGAUGCGACUCCCAUGGUCUGCACGUCGUUCGCUCCUCUCCAGCCUGUCUAGCUAUAUUCAUUGCAACACCUCUGGACCCGGUAACUUGCUGCUCGCAAUCUCACGGUGACACCUUAGGCGACAUUGCUCUCUGCCAGGACGCGACUGCGUGGAUGUAUUCACAUUGGCCAACUACUUGUUGCUCCGUUACUCAUGGCGCUUUCCUCCUUCAAGAUAUUGUACAGCUACCUCAGUAUCUCGCUUUGUGGUGCUGCCUUGGUCUACAUCCGAAGCAUUUUGGUCAUGAUGCAGGGCUGUCGAGAUGUCGCCAGGUUAGGACACUUGGAGGAUCAUGUACCCAGCCAUAUGCCUUCACUCGCUUCACGCCUUGGUGAGUUUGAGGGCCGUUUAAGUCCAGUCUGUUUCAAAUGCGACAAAUUGGUUUGUGAUGAUAAUUAUUCGUAUAACUCAGCUCACUUCGAUGCCUAUGGGCCAUGAGAAGAAUGCGAUCUCUUUGCUGAUUACUUUCACUCACUUUACAUAGUCAAGCGUACUCAUGAUCUUCUCGUAUAGAUCGUCGAAGUGACAUUCAUGCCGCCGCCCUGCAACGGCACCGCGUUCAUCGGUCUACAGUAAGGUGAGAGGCUUGAUCUAUCUCUUCGAAUGAUGACAACAUUCUGCAAACUACUCGACGCGUUUCGGCGCGAUGAGGGCGAUUCCUUUGGAACCAUUCAAGUCUCUGAAUCUCAGUGUCACAUAUCCAGUGUCCAAGACUGACCAUUAUCCACAGGUACUCAUUUGUAGAUGAUGUUCUAGCAGAAGUCCUACUUGUGCGUCGUGAGUCCGAUGCUAGCCGCACGCUGCUCUUCGAAGAUUCCUGUACUCAAAUAUACUGCCUGUAUCUCCUAUUGUUAUCAUUGAUACCAAUGUACUAUCUUGCACAAAUACAGUUCCGCGCGUUAUCAUGCGCCGAAGUC